Phialemonium atrogriseum is the source of this 1619-nucleotide messenger RNA. RefSeq names its product kinase-like domain-containing protein. The transcript is spliced from 2 exons. NCBI's taxonomy places the organism in Eukaryota, Fungi, Ascomycota, Sordariomycetes, Cephalothecales, Cephalothecaceae. The coding region runs from base 37 to 1584 and encodes 515 amino acids. The record is from RefSeq and is a predicted model, not a curated record.
GUCCUCCUCACACGAUCCUUCCACUUCGAAGUCCAAAUGUCGCGAUUCGAAACGUUUCCUCUGUUGGCUGGCGCCAUCACGCUCUCAGAAGCCUUGGACGACGAAACUGAUGUUCUCCGAAAGCUAUCCUACCCCGAAAAACGGCUAGAUUUCUACCAAUAUCUUCAUUCUCAUGCUGGCGAAAUCGAAAGCAUCGUAUCGCAUCACCUUGGGGUCUCCAGAGACUCUUGCCGAGCCCCAUGGGUCAAUGAAUGGGUCCACGGGAGCUUCAACGUUUGCAUUCCGAUAUACGUCCAUGCCGAAAAAAGGGUCGUCAUCCGGUUCCCUUUGCCCUACAAGAUAGGCGAAGUGACGAACCCAGGCAAUGCUGAGGAGAAGUUCCGUUGCGAGGUUGCCACCUAUGCCUGGAUACAGUCUCAUUGCCCUUCAAUUCCGAUUCCGCGCCUCUGGGGGUUUUGCUUUCCGGGUGGAUCAAGUUUCACAGCCAUCCCUCAAGCGCCACUCCUUUCGCGGCUGGGCUGGUACAUGCGACGGUCAAUCCGUUGGAUCCUCGGGUGGCCUGCUAUUUCCAGCUAUGUCAUCCAUCCGCACCACCAGACACUCACUUCUGGAUACAUGGUGAUGGACUACGUGGAAAAUGGACGCAUGCUGUCUGCUACUUGGGACACCGUACACAACGAUGUCAACAAACGACUGGUCCUCUACCAAGACAUAUCUCGAAUCAUGCUUUCACUGGCACAGGUCCAGUUCCCUCGAAUUGGUUGCUUGACAGUGGAUGACUACGGCGUAGUUUCCUUGGCAAAUCGACCACUGGGACUCCAUCUCCACCAACUUGAGAACGACGAGAUACCAACGGGGAUCCCGCGAGGUCUAACCUACGCCACCACUGAUACGUACUUGAUGGAUCGACUGUCAUGUCAUGACAAUCGGAUCCGCCACCAACCGAAUUCGAUCCUCAACCAAUCCGACGGGGAGUCGCAGCUCUCUACUUUGACCAUCAUGCGCGCUCUCAUACCGCAUUUCACGCUGAAGGAAAGGAGGCAUGGUCCUUUCAUUCUCAUGCUCACAGAUCUCCACCCAAGCAACAUAUUCGUGGAUGAAGAUGGGCAUGUGACGUGCAUCAUCGACCUUGAGUGGGCAUGUACGUUGCCAGCGGAGAUGCUGCAGCCCCCUUACUGGUUGACCAACAGAGCCGUCGAUCAGAUAACGGGCGACCAUCUGGUUGACUACGGCGAACGACACGAGGAGUUUGUAUCUGCGUUCCAGGUGGAAGAGGAGGCUUCUGGGAGUGUUGCUUCCUACGCUGAGGUGAUGAGGAACAGCUGGGAUCGAGGAGGCUUUUGGUACUUCAACGCCAUCGAAAGCUUUAGCGGCUUCUACAGUCUGUUCCUGCAGCACAUUCAGCCCAAGUACGGUCCAGAAGCUACAAAGGGUUGGAAAGAGUUUGAGCGAUUAGUCACGCCGUACUGGGCUGUCGGAACAACGAGGUUCAUCGAGGGUAAGGUCAAGGAGCGGGAACAGUAUUUGCAGCGAUUGAGGGAAGUCUUUCAGCGAGCCAGCGACGGUGGCAGGAUAGAGGCAUAGAGUUUGCAUAGACAUUAGCCGAGUUUGCAUCCUAG